UCAUACUGCGAGACACCUCCAGAGGCAGGAAGUAGACGUGUCAUUUCCCCUCCCUCCACGUACCCCCCUUACCACUCUCCUCUGUCACCCAACACAGAGUCCACGCAGUCCUGAGCGGGAGGAAGGAAGGCUCUAGCUCUUCUGUAACUUUCCAGGAAGAACAUGCCCCGGGAAACUCUGCAUGAGAUGCUGCUUGCUCUUCUGCUCUAUCUUGCUUGCCUUCUUCCUGAGGUCACGAUGGACCAAAAGACUAAAGAAGUCUAUUGGCGCUUCAACACCACACUACUGCUGAUGGGGACCAAUCUGAACGCUUCUUCGAUCUUUAACGUGGAAUGGUGUGCACAGCUGAACAGGAGCGAAGAGGUCUCCAUUCUAACAUACUCACCCAGCUCCAAGAACAUCUAUAUUAAUGAAAGUUACAGGAAGAGAGUUGUCUUUUCUCGUACAAACUUUUCCUUGACGAUUCAUUGUGUGACUUUCAGUGACGAAGGAGUCUAUACACUAACCAUCCAGCUGCUUGACAGGCAGCAACAGAUCGACAAGUCAAGAGUCACAGUGAUCAUACCUGUGUCGAAUGUGCACAUCACCAGACAGACAUCUGCUCCUCAUCAGGGGAAAAACAUCACCUUGAAUUGCCUGGGGACAGAAGGAAAUGCCAUAUCCUACUCCUGGCAGAAAUGCAACCAGCCUUUGCCAAUUGGAAACCGCACCAUCCUGUCUAAGGACAACGCAUCCCUGACCCUCAUUAACAUACAGCAAUCCGACAUUGGGAACUACAGAUGUGUGGCCCAGAAUGUACUCAGCUCUGGGCAUAAAGACUUCAUCCUGCAGCUCUGUGCUGAGACUGGUGUCUCACCCUGGUGGAGCUAUGGCAUUUACGGGUACCCUGGCUAUCUGGGCUACGCUAUUGUCAUCUUCUACAUCUUCAGCUGGGUGAAAAGGACCAGGAAAAGCAGCUCCAAAGGCCAGUCAGAUACCAUUUAUGAAAACACGACUUUUGAAACACCCCCCACAAAGAGCUGUAAAAGAGUUCCCCCUGUCUACAUAAAAUACGUCAAGAAGUAAUCUUAAAGGGUAGGAGAAAGACUGGUUUCUAUUCAGAGUGGCUUUGUUUUAUUAUGUGUACAAAAUACUCAGCCUGUCCUGCUAGUGUGCACGUCCCAGUGUUGAUGGGAAGAGAUGGCUUCAGAAAGAAAGAAAGAAAGAAAGAAAGAAAGAAAGAGCUCUACAGAUGGAGUAAAACUGCCUUUGUGCACACUAGCUGCAUGCACCUGUCUACCUACCUGUGGUACUUACAUGAACUCCUGCUUCCAAAGUAUCUGAGCACAUGACAAUCUUUAAUUAUUUACUUAGCCUCGCAACACCCAUUGGUUUCCCCAUUUUACAGGUGGGGAACUGAGAUGCUAAGUGACUUGCCCCAGAUCACACAGAGUCUGUGGGUUUGUCUACAUCAUGCAGCUUUUAGCGACAAGGCUGUGUCGACACAGCCUUGUUGCUAAAAGUCAGCGUGUGUAAAUGCUCUUUUUCAGUACUUUGUCGGCACUUUACGUCCAGCCCAGUGAGUGCUCCUGCCGACAAAGCUGCGUUCACACUGCCACUUGCGUCGGCAAAACUUUUGUCUUUCACUGGGGGGGUGCUUUUCCAAGUACCCAUGAAAGACAAAAUGUUGUCAACAACUUCGCAGUGUAGACCAGCCCUCAGGCAGAGAAGGAAAUUGAAUCCCAGUUUCCCAAGUUCCAGGUUAGCCCUCCAACCGUUGGACCACCCAGCACCAACCCGUGUUGGUGAAGAUAUGCAUUGUCUUUCUGGGAGGAGCCCUCUCCAAUGUUUCCAUUUUAUGCAUAUGCAUUACUUCAUUUACAUAAGUGACACCAAGCUACAGCAUUGCAAAAUAAAAGCACUGUGCUCAAUAUCUCCCCAAGUUGCCUCAUCCCCCACCACCUUGUAGAUCAUUUACCUUCAGCUCUGCUGCCAUGCCCACAGCACUCUCAAGAACAGUCUGAGUCCUGGCCUUCUUCAAUGGGCAGGAUUUUCUCCAUGAAGUGGGAUGACAGUUCUUCACAGCGCUUAGUGCUGGGUUCUGCCUAGGCUUGAAGAAAGUCUUUGCUUCCUUCUGUCUGUUUCAGCUUUUGUUUUCCCAUCAUCGACACUCCCGUUUCUACCCCUCUCUCUUUGUCUGGCACAGGGUGUCAGAAAACCAUGGAGAUCUAUGGGUGAUAGGGAGGAAGGGGCAGUUUAGGGGCCAAUGCAUUGAGGAUAGUGCACAAGGGUAAUAAUUCACCAGAUCCUCGACUCCUUGUCUUUUGCAUGAUUGCUGCUGUCCUAUUGGCACGCUUUGGAAUUUGGUGGGGUCUUAGUGGUCAAAUCAGACUUGUGGGUCUUUCACGGAAAGUAGGAGAGCUCUGACCACUAUCUUCAUGAGGUGAUGAUCUGAAACAGGGCUUGGGCUGUGAUGUCCUCCAUAUUGACAUCUAAACCAAGGACCAGGUCCAAGGUGCGACUGGCUGUGUGGAUUCGACCAAAGAGGUGAGAAUCAUAGAGAGGCAAGUGAGAAGAGUCAAUAUGCAUGUUGAAAUCUUCCAGGACAAGUCUAAAAUAUGUCACCACCACCAUGAGCAAGGUAUCUGUGAGCUCCUUUAUGAACUCUUACAGUCUAUCAAAGGAUAAAAUCAGCAUGACAUUUCUAAGCUUGGUUUCUCUUUACCUCUGACCUUGCUAAAUCCAGUUAUGAGCAGGCAAUCUUAGAACUAUUGGUGGCUCCUUCUCGGACUUUAAAAUUAAUUUGGCUAAAUCUUCUGGUUUCUCUUCAGCACUCCAGCCCACACCAGCACCGGUGCAAACAGGUUUUCUGUCAGACAAUGCGGGGAUGUGUGUGUUAUUUAUCUAUCUGUUCACAUGUAAACUGAGUAUUUUCUGAUUCUCAAUGGGCUUCCUAUCAAGUCUGAACUGUAUGGAAAUGAAGGAUGCUGUGGGGAGGGGGACUUCAGACAUAUCUAACGGGAAAAGAAGACCAGAAGGGGGAAGGGAACCUUAUCUGGGGGAGCACUUUGAAGGUUUGCUUGACUGUAUUUGGGGGGCAGAGAAGAUGCCUGAGCACCUUUCAUGGGGGAAGCAACAAGCUUGAUGGAAAAAUGCUGAAGAGAACACUGAGUGAGAUCAAACUUCUUUAGACAGGAAGUUAACCUCUUAGUUAAAUUUAGUCUCUUGAAAGCGUGUUACGAUUUUGCUUUACAUGUAACCACCUGUUCCCAGUACUCUCACUCACUGUUACCUGGAUCUCUAAACUUUGAUAAUAUAUUUAUACUGAAAACAAGAAUAAGUUUGUCUAAGUGCUGGUGUUGAGCUGAAUCUUACAAGCGGGUGGGUACUGUCCCUUUGGGAAUAACAGGCCUGGCAGCUCUGGAGUGUGCACUGGUUCAGGGGCUGGAAGCUACAGGGAAUGAUCUGAGGAAUCGGGGGUUGAUGUGUGCCUAGUGCUACCUGUACAGACAGAGCCAGGCCUGCGGGGCCCUGGAAGGCAGGGCUUGUGUUGGCAGGGGCUAGUGGAUUCAGGGAGCUGAUCCACAGCUGGCACAGACAAGGCUGUCUCCUGUGAAGGUAGUGUUGCCAACCCCUCAAAUUGUCCUGGAGUUUCCAGGAAUUACAGAUUAAUCUUUAAUUAAAGAUUAUGUCCUGUGUAUAAACUUCCAGGAAUAUGUCCAACCAAAAUUGGCAACCCUAUGCAAAGGGCAAGUGGUUGUGAGGUGCCUGAUAAUCCAGGGUACCCCUCGGGAAUGUCAUUCCAGGUCAAUAGUAUAUGCACAUACUGUGAGACUGCACUAUAGAGACUGAGAAGAUCAGAGAGGAACCUGUCUGCAUGUGUUGGGAGGUCAGACUAGAUCAGUGGUUCUCAACCUAUUUAUCAUUGUGGGCCACAUCCAAUACUACCUAUAUGGCCCUAAGGGUGUCACAUGGGCCGCAGCUGUGUGCUGAUUGGGCUGCGAGUGGCCCACGGUUUCAGAACCACUGGACUACAUGAUCACAAUGGUCCCUUCUGGUCUUGGAAUCUAUGAACGCACGUAUUGAAACAUAUGAUAGCAACCAAGUGGGGAAGUCUGUAUAAAGAACACCAGUAGGCUUACUGGCUAAUAGCUUGGGUUAAGAAGUUACUCAAAAGUCUUCCAAAAUCUGUUUGCAAAUGUUUGUGUAUGUAUUAAAUAUUUGCUCCCUAA
Molecule: messenger RNA, 4211 nt
Organism: Chelonia mydas (Green sea turtle)
Lineage: Eukaryota; Metazoa; Chordata; Testudines; Cheloniidae
Product: HEPACAM family member 2
Exons: 6
Coding region: 163-1065 (300 amino acids)
Source: RefSeq, a predicted model, not a curated record